Messenger RNA from Macrosteles quadrilineatus (aster leafhopper), 1291 nucleotides. RefSeq lists its product as uncharacterized. Bases 12 to 1238 code for a protein of 408 amino acids. Gene Ontology annotation, molecular function: lipase activity. The record is from RefSeq and is a predicted model, not a curated record. Lineage: Eukaryota; Metazoa; Arthropoda; Insecta; Hemiptera; Cicadellidae. The transcript has 8 exons.
UGUGUGUGGCAAUGGUAACGUGUCUGCUCAAUAUGGAACUACUGGUCGUGUUUAUAUUAGGGUUUGCUGCUCAGUACAGUCAUGCUAUCAGUGGUACGUCGAUUUCCAACGUCUUUGGGGGAGGAAUCUGGGAUAAAGAAAAUUUGUCUUCAAAAAUAACGGUUCGAUUAAUAAAGAAAUCCUGGAGACCAAAAGGUAUAACAUACGAGGAACAACGGGAUGAGUUUCAAGGAUCGGUGGCAGAAGCGUAUGAAAUUCUAAGAAGCAACAAUGGGUAUGAUUAUGUAGAAAAACCUCUCGCAGAAGCUGGGCAACUUUUCACAAUGAUGGGAUCGGAUUCAACACCCGAGUUCAAAGAAAAUCUGGAGUCAAUCGUCAUAAUCCACCCCAUGUUCUCUCAUGGUGAUGAAGGGUAUUUUAUGAAACCCACAGUGACAGCACUUGGAAUGAGGAACCUUCACAGAUAUUAUAACAUAUUUCUGUUUCACAUGCCACUACUGAACAUAAACAUGUACUUCACCAUAAUACGGGAAUUUGCAGGAUAUAAAACCCGAUAUGAAGAUAUGGCAGAAGUGCUCUCUUCUUUUUUCCUAUAUGGGAUAAAACACCGACAUUGGACUCCAAGGAAAAUCAAUAUUAUUAGCUACAGCUACUCGGGCAAUCUCUCUGGGUAUAUAGCUAGGAUUAUUGAGGAUGCUAAAGACUCGAAAAUCAGUUCAAUAUUUAGUCUUGAACCAUACAGUGCAAAUUACAACGAGAACCUGAUACAAGUAAGCAAAGAGGAUGCGGAUGAUGUACACAUCCUACACACAAAUUCCUAUGUAGAGGGUACGAGGGAGAGGAUAGGAUCAGCUGACUUUGUGUUCAAUGACGGCUUCAUACAACCAGAAUGUAAAAAUCCUUUUAGAAGAAUUUUGAAGCUCAAACUUAUCUAUGAACCGUUCACUUGCAGUCAUUUACGGGUAACUCCGAGGUUUUGGUACAUCAUUCUUUUCCCAAGCAAAUUCCAGGCUCGAAAAUGCGACAUUUGGCCAAGGUUUACAAACUGUCUUUGUGAGAGAAAUAAACAAACAUUCAUCUCAUUUCCGAUACGCAACCGAGGUAUCCGUGGAACCUAUUAUCUUAAAACGAGUGAUUCAAAACCAUAUGGCCUUGGAGACGAAGGCUCUCACUGCAGUAAAGAAGAUCAGUUAAAACUAACGGAAAGUAAAAUGUCGAACAGGAAGAAGCUUUCCUGACCUCUCAAGAUUUAAAUAAGUUCUUUUUGAUAAGCUAUCAAAUAUUUGGUAAA